AUGUCUGCCAAGUCCAUUCUUGAGGCAGAUGGCAAGGCCAUCCUGAACUACCACCUCACACGCGCACCAGUCUUCAAGCCCACCCCACUUCCACCUUCAGCGACGCACAACCCUCCAGCGAAACUUGCGACCAUCACAUUCGCAGACGGUGACGACAUCAAUGGCGUUCUUGACGCAGCAGAGGCCAAAUACCCAUUCCUGCUCGUCGCAGGCUCAAAGUUCGUUGCAAAGCCAGAUCAGCUGAUCAAGCGAAGAGGCAAGUCGGGCCUUCUCAAGCUGAACGCAACAUGGCCAGAAGCGAAGGAGUGGAUUGCCGCACGCGCGAACAAGAUCCAGAAGGUUGAGCACGUCGAGGGUGCGCUGAGGAACUUCCUCGUUGAGCCAUUCGUUCCACAUCCUCAAGAAACCGAGUACUACAUCAACAUCAACUCUGUCCGCGAGGGUGACUGGAUUCUGUUCUACCACGAGGGUGGUGUUGAUGUCGGCGACGUCGACGAGAAGGCCGAGAAGCUUCUGAUCCCAGUCGACCUCACCGAGUACCCAAGCAACGAGCAGCUCGCACAAGGUCUCUUGAGCAAAGUGCCAAAGGGUGUGCACCCAGUACUGAUCGACUUCAUCUCCCGCCUUUACGCUGUAUACGUCGACUGCCAGUUCACCUACCUCGAGAUCAACCCACUUGUCUGCAUUCCCAACGCCGCAGGCACCGCCGCUGAGGUUCACUUCCUCGAUCUGGCAGCCAAGAUCGACCAGACGGCAGAGUUCGAAUGUGGUGUCAAGUGGGCUAUUGCACGCGCGCCAGCCCAGCUCGGCAUCCCGACUAUUGGCAGCAAGACUGGAGCCGUCCAGAUCGAUGCUGGCCCACCAAUGGAGUUCCCAGCUCCGUUCGGUCGCGAGAUGAGCAAAGAGGAGGCAUACAUUGCAGAGAUGGACGCAAAGACUGGUGCUUCGCUCAAGCUUACGAUCUUGAACUCGCAAGGACGUGUCUGGACAUUGGUCGCCGGUGGUGGUGCUUCCGUCGUCUACGCGGACGCCAUUGCCUCCGCAGGUUUCGCUAGCGAGCUUGCCAACUACGGAGAAUACUCUGGUGCUCCAACCGAGACUCAAACCUUCCACUACGCACGAACAGUUCUCGACCUGAUGCUGCGAGCACCGCAACACCCAGAUGGCAAGGUCCUUUUCAUUGGUGGUGGUAUUGCCAACUUCACCAACGUCGCAAGCACAUUCAAGGGAGUGAUCCGCGCUCUUCGUGAAGUCGCAUCUCUGCUCAACGAGCACAAGGUUCAGAUCUGGGUCCGCCGAGCAGGCCCCAACUACCAGGAAGGUCUCAAGAACAUCAAGGCUGUCGGUAAGGAGCUCGACCUCAGCAUGCACGUUUUCGGCCCAGAGAUGCACGUCUCCGGGAUCGUGCCACUUGCACUCAUCCCGGGCAAGUACAACGACAGCAUCCAGGAGUUUGAGGGUUAG
Messenger RNA from Fulvia fulva, 1464 nucleotides. Its product is annotated as putative ATP-citrate synthase subunit 2. The record is from RefSeq and is a predicted model, not a curated record. The coding region runs from base 1 to 1464 and encodes 487 amino acids. Lineage: Eukaryota; Fungi; Ascomycota; Dothideomycetes; Mycosphaerellales; Mycosphaerellaceae. The transcript has 3 exons.